This is a messenger RNA of Myotis lucifugus (little brown bat), 1058 nucleotides long. RefSeq names its product HRAS-like suppressor 3. Gene Ontology annotation, cellular component: cytoplasm. Lineage: Eukaryota; Metazoa; Chordata; Mammalia; Chiroptera; Vespertilionidae. Gene Ontology annotation, biological process: N-acylphosphatidylethanolamine metabolic process. The transcript is spliced from 6 exons. The record is from RefSeq and is a predicted model, not a curated record. The coding region runs from base 267 to 767 and encodes 166 amino acids. Gene Ontology annotation, molecular function: A2-type glycerophospholipase activity; glycerophospholipid phospholipase A1 activity.
UUCUCUCUGGCUGGUUUCCAGGCCUAUGUGUCUACCUGGCCUGGACCUGGGCCCUGCUUUGAACAAAGAGCAGAUUUUGUGUGACCUUUGAUUUGCAUUUUCAUUUUAAAAAAUGUCACCUGGACACAUGUCUCACAGAGGAGCACAUGACGUGGCUUUAAGUACAGGUGUUUGUCUUCCUGGGCUGGGUCAGCGGGAAAACGAAACUCUUGAUCAUAGAAGGUUGGGCCUGAGGCAGCAGCACGCAGACACACCUGCACAGGAGGAUGGCUCUGUCACAGGCCAAACCAAAACCUGGAGACCUGAUUGAGAUUUUCCGCCCUGGCUACCAGCACUGGGCCCUCUACGUGGGGGACGGCUACGUGGUGCACCUGGCUCCUCCAAGUGAAAUCGCGGGAGCGGGGUCAGCCAGCCUCAUGUCCGCCCUGACCGACAAGGCCAUAGUGAAGAAGGAGCUGCUGUCCGUGGUGGCCGGGAAAGACAAGUACCGUGUCAAUAACAAGCAUGACCGGAAGUACUCCCCGCUGCCUCCCAGCAAAAUUGUGCGCUGCGCGGAGGAGAAGGUGGGGCAGGAGAUGCUCUACAAGCUGACCAGCGACAACUGUGAGCACUUUGUGAACGAGCUGCGCUACGGAGUCUCCCGCAGUGACCAGGUCACCGAAGCGGUCGUGGCAGGCGGCGUGGCUGUAGGCCUCCUUGGUGUGGGCCUGGCCAUCGCGGCCCUCAUCGGGUCCCUGCGGGGCAGACGAGAGCGGGAAGAGCAGUGAGGUCAAGGAAUCAUCCCAGCGGCAACCAGAAAGAGAGGAAGGGGCAGGGAAUAGAGAGAAAAAUCGAUGGGAGAGAGACAUCAGUGGCUGCCUCCUGCGCACUUUCUACUGGGGAUCAGCCUCCGGGAAUUGAACCAGACACACCGUGGUUCAUGGAACAACACUCAACCACUGAGCCACCUAGCCAGGCCAUUCAGGCUGCUUUUAAUGGAGCUACAAAAGCACAGGAAGAUUUAAUUGGGGAAAUACGGCUAGUGUGAAUGCUAUUAAAGACACAGUUGGGCUCUGUCA